UGCGUAUAGGGACACCAACAUUUUAGGAGACAUAUAUAUCUUUUCACUUAUAAUAAGAUCCUUCAAUGGCCAAAAGCUUGGUGUUCUCCUUCCCUGCUAACUGCACUUAUGCAGCAGGAAAUCACAGCAGCAACAAAUCGUCCACAAGAUCAUGCAAAAUCAGCGCCCAUAAUGAGCAUGUUAUUUCUCAAGGGCGAACGAGCCAGGAUUUAACCUACAUAAAGCAUAUGGAAAAUUUGAGCAAGGUGAAAGGUGUACUGUGUCAAAGAGACAAUCAAUUAGAGGCAUUAGUCGCAGCUGAUUCCCUGAAAUGGCUCGGCAUCGAUUACCAUUUUACUGAAGAAAUUGCGAAUGUUAUUGAUUCCUUAUAUGAGGAUCUUAGUAAUGUUCACAAGCGCGGUGACUUGUUCGAGGUGACUCUUUCCUUCAGAUUACUUAGACAAGCCGGAUAUUAUGUUUCUUCUGAUAUUUUAGAUUGUUUCGUGGACGAGAAAGGCGAGUUCCGGUCUUCUCUUAGCAAAGAUAUUAGAGGAAUGAUGAGCUUACAUGACUCAUCCCAUUUAAACACGGGGGAGGAUAUUCUUUAUAAGGCAAAUAAGUUCUCACGCGACCACUUGAAGAUUUCUAUGAAGGAUUUGGAACCAAAUUUGGCUAAAUUAGUAGAAGAAACUUUGAAGCAUCCUUAUCAUAUGAGCUUACAAUCUUAUAAAGCCAAGCGCCACCUUAGCUAUUGCCAAAGAUCGUCGCGAAUGAUUGGAGCUAUCGAAGAAAUAGCAAAGAGAGAGAUCAAUCUAAAUCAAACAUUACAUCAAAAGGAAGUGAAGGAACUUAUGAAGUGGUGGAAGGAUUUGGGUCUAGCACAGCAAUUAACUUUCGCAAGAGAUCAAUUAUUGAAGUGGUAUGUGUGGUCCAUGACAGCUUUCCAAGGUCCACAAAACUCCAAGUAUAGGAUAGAACUCACCAAAGUGAUUGCAUUCGUAUACAUUAUCGAUGAUAUUUUUGAUGUUAUUGGAUCACUCGAUGAACUCCGUAUCUUCACAGAAGUUAUCAACAAAUGGGAGGACUCGGUGCCCGACUCGCUUCCUCAUUACAUGAGGCCACUCUACAUGUCCUUGUACAAUCUCACAAAUGAGAUAGCAAAUAUGGUCGAGAAAGAACACGGAUUCAACCCCAUCGGCUCUUUGAAGAGAUCGUGGGUUAGGCUAUGCAAUGCGUUCAUGGUAGAAGCAAAGUGGUUUUCGACUAAUUCCGUGCCGACGACCGAUGAGUACUUGAGAAAUGGUGCGAUCAGCACCGGGGUACCGACUGUCUUUGCGCAUGCAUUUUUUCUUUUGGGGCAUGGAAUAACAAAUGAAACAAUAUAUCUUGUUGAGAGUGGCGACGCAGCCCUAUUUUCUUGUCCGGCGAGAAUUCUACGCCUUUGGGACGAUCUAGGAAGUGCCAAGGAUGAGAAUCAACAAGGAUUUGAUGGUUCAUACUUGGAUUGCUAUAUGAAAGAGAAUCCUCAUUGCUCUACUUAUAAUGCAAGGGAACAUGUGAUGCAAAUGAUCUCUAGAACAUGGGAGAUACUAAACAAGGAAUGCUUCUCCCAAAGAACCUUCUCACCAUAUUUGGUCGAAGUAUCGCUGAAUACCGCAAGAAUGGUUGAUGUAAUGUAUGAUUACAAUGGGGAGCAAAAGCUUCCAAUGCUUGAGGAGUACAUGAAGUUGUUACUUUUUGGAAAUACUAGAUAGCUCAGAACAUGCAUGUAGUAGUGUGCUUGAGUAUAUGCAAUUAAUGUUCAAAUUCUUACUAGAUAUCUUCUACGUCUCUUCUUCCUUAUACUUGUACUUGCAUAAAAACAAGAGUUGCAUGCACUUUUGCAACUCAACUAGCUAGAUAGUGUAUUUGGAAAAAAUAAGGUUGCCUCUACUAUUUGACAUUUUGAGAUUUUGUUCCCGAUGAGAGACACAAAAUCUUAAGUGACACGAUUGUAAUAUACAUACAGUUAAGAUAUUCGAUUCUCCUGAUGGGUGAAAUUAAUUGUACUUUAAUAUAUUUAAGUUUUAGUUUAAGUUAAUGUAAUUUAAGGUAUAUGAAAUAUCACAUAUAAGUUUGUAA
Messenger RNA from Ananas comosus (pineapple), 2100 nucleotides. RefSeq names its product (3S,6E)-nerolidol synthase 1-like. The record is from RefSeq and is a predicted model, not a curated record. Gene Ontology annotation, biological process: diterpenoid biosynthetic process. Gene Ontology annotation, molecular function: magnesium ion binding; terpene synthase activity. The coding region runs from base 66 to 1733 and encodes 555 amino acids. NCBI's taxonomy places the organism in Eukaryota, Viridiplantae, Streptophyta, Magnoliopsida, Poales, Bromeliaceae. The transcript is spliced from 7 exons.